AUGGGCGGUGGGCAGAGCCAAGAGACAAAUCCAUUCGGGCCUGAUGGCUGGACCCCGGACAGACUCGGAUCUCUUGCUGGCAAGACAUAUGUCAUCACCGGAACCACCACAGGUUGUGGCUACGAGGCCGCGAAGCUUCUUCUCUCCAAGGGCGCCCAGGUGCUGAUGCUGAACCGCAGCGCGGAGCGCUCCGGGCAGGUCAUGGAGAAGUACCGCAAGGAGAUCGGCCCAGACGUGCAGGUAAGCGCCAUCACCAUGGACCUUGCUGUGCUUUCAUCAGUGCGUGAGGCCGCCAAGGCCGUGCUGGCACAGGUGCCCAAGAUCGAUGCGCUGAUUUGCAAUGCCGCCAUUGCACAGGUAUCCACGCAAAAGCUGACGGUAGACGGCUUCGAGAGCCAGCUCGGCGUGAACCACUUCGCACACUUCCUGCUAUGUGGUCUGCUCUACGAACGGGUCGAGAAGUCGAACGGUCGGAUUGUCGUGGUAGGAAGCAACGGGUACAACAUGGGCCUCAGGAAGAUGAAUUUCGACGACCUCAACUUCGACAGGGGUUAUCAGGACUUCCCUGUGUACUGCCAGAGCAAGCUGGCUCAAAUGAUCUUUGGCUACGAGCUGCAAAGGCGUGUACGAGCAGCUGGAAAGAAUCUGCAGGUCCAGGUCUGCCACCCGGGUGCCUCGCGAACCGAGCUGGCUAAAGACGAUGAUGUCAGCUGCAUGAUGCAGACCAUGCUGACCUUGUUUUCUCCCUUGGGCCAGAGUGCUGAACAUGGUUCAUGGCCCGAAGUGAUGUGUGCCACGGAGGACAACCUACUCCCCGAGACGUACUAUGGCCCGACUCAGCGGAUGGAGAUGGUUGGCCCCGUCGGGAAGUGCAAAUUGGAGCCACAUGCAUUGGAUGCAGAGGCAGCAAAGAAGUUAUGGACAAUCUCAGAGGAGAAGACCGGUCUGAAAUGGUCUCCGUAG
Messenger RNA from Symbiodinium necroappetens, 963 nucleotides. NCBI's taxonomy places the organism in Eukaryota, Dinophyceae, Suessiales, Symbiodiniaceae. The record is from the annotation of a GenBank genome assembly.